Messenger RNA from Gymnodraco acuticeps, 3617 nucleotides. RefSeq names its product gastrula zinc finger protein XlCGF57.1-like. Gene Ontology annotation, biological process: central nervous system development; regulation of transcription by RNA polymerase II. The record is from RefSeq and is a predicted model, not a curated record. Gene Ontology annotation, cellular component: nucleus. Lineage: Eukaryota; Metazoa; Chordata; Actinopteri; Perciformes; Bathydraconidae. Gene Ontology annotation, molecular function: DNA-binding transcription factor activity, RNA polymerase II-specific; RNA polymerase II cis-regulatory region sequence-specific DNA binding. The transcript has 4 exons. The coding region runs from base 1547 to 3502 and encodes 651 amino acids.
CUCCUUUCACAAAACUCCCAUCCCUGAUCUUGUCUGCACUGACAAGCUUAUUUUCUAUAGCAGAGCAACAGAAGAAGCACAUCACAUUAUCUAUAUUAUUUAUAGACUGCUUACACUAAAAUGCUAACUCAAAAACAGUAACUCAAAAUAAAACUUUUGUAUUGAUUGUUUAGUGAACUUUUUGGCGUUGCAGGUACAACUCUCCGUCACAGAUGGGGCUGCUGCAGCACCCCCCCUUCCCACGUCCCUGAGCUUGAGUAGCAUGUAAUGAAGUUGUCCCCCAAGCCUAAUGGCCCCAUGUGGGGACUUACCGCCGCCUCAAUGACGCCCCCGACCGCUACCCGGUGCCGCCACAUUCAGGACUUUUGCAGCACACCUGGCGGGUAGUCUGGUGUUUUCUAAGGUGGACCUGGUGCGUGGAUACCACCAGGUGCUCAUGCAUCCCCUGGACAUUCCCAAAACGGCGGCUGGUGAUAACACCAUUUGGGUUGUUUGAGUUCCUGCGGCUGCCUUUUGGGCUCAGAACGCCGCUCAAACAUUCCAGCGCCUGAUGGAUUCGGUGCUGCGGGACCUUACCGUUUGUGUUCGUCUACUUGGACGACAUACUCGUCACCAGCACUUCUGAGGAGGAGGAACACCCUGUCCCACCUCCGAGCCCUUUCACGAGGCUCAGCCAACACGGGUUGAUAAUUAAUCCUGCAAAGUGUCUGUUCGGGGUGUUUGACAUUGACUUCCUUGGGCACCACGCCACCAAGGCGGGGGCAGCACCGCUGCUGGUGAAGGUUGAGGCUGUCACGGCGUUUCCUCGCCCACCACACGGCCUGAUCGCUCCGUGAGUUCCUGGGAUGGUGACCUUCUACCACCGUUUCAUCGCCCGUUGCCGCCCACAUUAUGAGGCAUUGAAGAGUAAGGCCCCCAUCCAGGAGAUCGACUGGACGGCGGAGGCUGAGGUUGCUUUUAAGGAGGUCAAGACCACGCUGGCUCAGGCUGAGGCCCUGUUGGCGCAUCCGUCAUCCAUGGCCCCCAUCUCCAUUACCACAGAUGCAUCGGACUACGGCAUCGGACUACGGCGUCGGUGCGGUGCAUGAGCAGUGGGUGGAGGGCGCCUGGCAACCACUCGCCUUCUUCAGCCGCCAGCAUUUCCGGUUUUUGCUGGAAGGCCGUGAAUUGACGGCGUUCAUUGACCACAAGCCACUCACGGUCGCCGUGUCCAAGGUGGCGGAGCCUUGGUCUGCUUGCCAGCAACGACAGCUUUCCUACAUCUCGGAAUUCACCACAGACAUCCAGGACGUCGCUGGUUAAUAUUGUCUGAAAGCUGAGUUUCUUCCCGUUAAGACAAUUCUGAAGAACUGGAUCUGCUGAGGAAGGAGCUGCCAUCCACACAGGACCCCCCGUGGUGCGGAGAAAUCAAAACAGCAUCAGGGACAUCAUCCUCCCAAACCUUUGCUUCCUGCUGUCCAGCAGCUCAGGAAGAAACAGUGUGUUCAACAGAGACUGAAGCUUCAGAGAAACAGUGUGUUUAACAGGAAGUGGUGAUUUAGUAAACAUGAGUGUUGUGCUGCUCUCGUUGGUGAAGCAGCGACUCACUGCGGCUGCUGAAGACAUCUUUGUUCUGUUUGAAAGAACGAUAGCAGAGUACGAGGAGGAACUGUCUCGUUCAAAACAGGAGAACGAGAGACACCGGAAACUACUGGACGCUGUUUUACAGCCUCAGCUUCAGAUCCACAGAGCAGACGUCGAGCAGCUGGUGGUUGUUAAAGAAGAGGUUCCCCCUGAGCAGCAGGAGUGGAGCUGCAGUCUGGACCAGGAGGACCCAGAGCCCCCCCCACACAUUAAAGAGGAAGAGGAGGAACUCUGGAGCAGUCAGGAGGAAGAGCAGCUUCAAGGGCUGGAGGAGGCUGAUAUCAUCAAGUUCACAUUCACUCCUGUCCCUGUGAAGAGUGAAGAUGAUGAAGAGAAACCUCAGUCCUCUCAGCUUCAUCAAACACAAACUGAACUCGUGGAAACAGAAGCUGAUGGAGAGGACUGUGGAGGACCAGAACCAACCAGGAGCUCAGAUCCAGAGAGACAUUUACAACCAGAGACUGAGGACAACCCUGAAAACGGUGCUGAUUGGAAGGAGACCAGAGAACCAGGUUCAAACUCUCAGACAAAUAAUCAAGACCUUUUCAGUGAUUCAAGACGUAGUGCAGGAGAGAAAUCAUUCAGCUGCUCAGUCUGUGAGAAAUAUUUUGCAAAGAGUGGAAGUUUAAAAGACCACAUGAAAAUCCAUACAGGAGAGAAACCAUUCAGCUGCUCAGUCUGUGAGAAAUCUUUUGCAAAGAGUGGAAGUUUAAAAGACCACAUGAAAAUCCAUACAGGAGAGAAACCAUUCAGCUGCUCAGUCUGUGAGAAAUCUUUUACACAAAGUGGAAGUUUAAAAGACCACAUGAAAAUCCAUACAGGAGAGAAACCAUUCAGCUGCUCAGUGUGUAAAAAAGCUUUUGCACAGAGUGCAAAUUAUCAUCGACACAUGAGAAUACACACCCGAAUUAAAACAUUCAGCUGCUCAGUCUGUGAGAAAUCUUUUACACAAAGUGGAAGUUUAAAAGACCACAUGAAAAUCCAUACAGGAGAGAAACCAUUCAGCUGCUCAGUGUGUAAAAAAGCUUUUGCACAGAGUGCAAAUUAUCAUCGACACAUGAGAAUACACACCCGAGUUAAAACAUUCAGCUGCUCAGUCUGUGAGAAAGCUUUUGCACUGAGAGGACCUUUACAACGACACAUGAAAAACCACACAGGAGAGAAACCAUUCAUCUGCUCAGUCUGUGAGAAAGCUUUUGCACUGAGAGGACCUUUACAACGACACAUGAAAAACCACACAGGAGAGAAACCAUUCAGCUGCUCAGUAUGUGAGAACUCUUUUGGACGGAGUGGAAAUUUAAAGGAACACAUGAAAAUCCAUACAGGAGAGAAACCAUUCAGCUGCUCACUCUGUGAGAAAUCUUUUAAACGGAGAGGAGUUCUGAAGCGCCACAUGAGAAUCCAUACAGGAGAGAAACCAUUCAGCUGCUCAGUCUGUGAGAACUCUUUUACACACAGUGGAACUUUACAGGACCACUUGCGAAUCCAUACAGGAGAGAAACCAUUCAGCUGCUUAGUCUGUGAUAAAUCUUUUAAACGGAGAGGAUAUUUAAAAACACACAUGAGAAUGCAUACAGGAGAGAAACCAUUCAGAUGCAGUAUUUGUGACAAAAGAUUCACGCAGAGAUAUCAGGUCAAAAUCCAUAAGUGUGUUGGUCGUCAGUCCUCACAGCUUCAUCAAACUCAAACUGAGGAGAUCAGAGAGGCAGAGCCUCCAGCCAGCAGCUCAGCUGAGCAUAUGCAAACAGAAGCUGAUGGUGAGGACUGUGGAGGACCAGAACCAGCCAGGAACUCAGAUCCAGAGAGACAAUUACAACCAGAGACUGAGGAUAACCCUGAAGACUCUUCAGAACCUGACACUGAAGACAGUUAUUAUUAGGUUUAAACUCUUUGAGUUAGUCCCAGUAAGUGUGUAUAACGUGAUACCUGCUCUAAAUGUGAUAAAACAUCAUUGCUCUAAGUCAAGUCUGAAUGUGCAUUAAAACAAAUAUUAA